CAGGAGCAGAAAUAACAUAAAGUAAUAAGGAAAAGUAGGCUACAAUACUAAAUGUGUUUGAGUUUCUGAAUCUCUAGGAUGUCAUUCCUGGGCUAUACAGCUCUGUUCUUAUGUUGGAUAUACUGUACUGCAGAAAGAGCUUGUCAAGAACCUCCUCCUAGGAGGGUUAAAGAAGUGCCUACUGAAAGAUGGGACAAACCUCCCUAUCCACAUGGUACUCAAGUAACAUACAGAUGUCGACCUGGAUAUAUAAAACUUGGACGAAUUGCAUUUGAGUGUGCUGAUGGAGUGUGGGAGCAACGCCUCCCAGCAAUAGAAUGCAGAAAUAAGCCCUGUGGACAUCCUGGAGAUAUUGAGUUUGGUUCCUUUGAACUUACCAGUGGAACUGAAUUUGUAUUUGGUGCCAGAGUUGAAUACAGAUGUAAUGAUGGAUACUGGAUGCUCAGCCAAAGAAAUUACCGUGAGUGUCAGGCAGAUGGAUGGAGCAAUGACGUCCCUCACUGUGAAGUGGCAAAGUGUUUACCUAUACAAGCACCAGAAAAUGGAAGAAUAAUUAUAACUGGUGCAUUUGAGCUAGGCCGAGAAUAUUCCUUUGGCCAGGUUGUAAAUUUUGAAUGUAAUGCAAAACACAGGCUUGUUGGAUCUAAAGAAAUAAUGUGCUCUUCUAAUGGAAAAUGGAGUAGUGAUGUACCUCAGUGCCAAGAGAUUAUCUGUAAUGUGCCAAAAAUUCCACAUGGAUUUAUACGUUCUCCAAAGGGGUCGUACAAGGAAUCUGAACUACUACAUUAUGCCUGUGAUGAAGGAUACAGACAUGGUGAAAGAGCAGAUGCACAAUGUACUGAAUCAGGAUGGAAUCCAAUCCCCUAUUGCACUGAAAUUGUAUGCUCUCCUCCAAUAAUUCGCAACGGAAACUUUAGACCUCGAGAAGACAACUACGUAGUAGGUGAUAUAAUCACAGUACAGUGUAAUACUGGAUAUCAUUUUAAAACAUUGACUGGCAAAAGCACAGCUGAGUGUACCAGGGAUGGCUGGGUGCCUGAUCCAGGUUGUGUACAGAAACCAUGUGACUACCCAGCUAUAGAAAAUGGCAAGUUAAGUGAUUCACUGGAGUACCACAAAAACUAUUACUUUCCAAUGAGGGUUGGGCAGCAUGCUGAUUACCACUGCGCUAAUGGUUAUUCAACCCCAAGUGGACACUACUGGGUUCGAAUAGCCUGUUCUGGAAGGGGCUGGUCUCCAGAACCAAAAUGUCUCAAAAUAUGUCAUACCAGGCAGCUGGAGAAUGGUUACUUCUCACACAGCUGGAAGAAUUCUUACAAGGAAGGUGAAAGAGUUAAAUAUGUCUGCGACACUGACUAUCUAACUGAACAUGAAGGUGGGGAAGUCACAUGCACAAAGAAUGGCUGGUCACCUCCUCCAAGAUGCAUCCGUAAAAAAAAAUGCCAGAAUAUCAAUUUUGAAAAUGGUUAUUUCACCUUGAGAAAGACAACAUUUAAUUUACAGGAGAAGGUCACCUAUAAUUGUAUUACUGGCUUUGUAACUCCAGAAGGCCAAGAAACAGGAGUGAUACAGUGUCAAGAGAAUGGCUGGACUCCACCUCCAAAGUGCAUCAAAUCAUGUAAAACAUCUCAUUUGGACAUUUUGAUUUACCACACAAAUAAAACUAUGUUCAUGCCUGAAGAUACAAUUGAGUAUGCAUGUUUGGAGGGAUAUCAAACUGCAGAUAAGAUGCCAACUGGUACCACGAGGUGUGGCAUAAACGGUGAAUGGAGUCCAACGCCCCAGUGUCUUGCAAUAGAAUGUGAAAUGCUGGAAUUGCCCAAUGGAGAUUUUUCUCCUAAGGAAGGUAAAUACCGCAGUGGAGAUGUUGUGAAAUUUACCUGUGCAAACAAUUACGUAAGAGUGGGACCUGCCUCUACUCAGUGCUAUUAUUUUGGAUGGUUUCCAUCACCACCAGUGUGUAAAGAUCCAUCUCCUCAGUGUGUGCUUCCAAUGGAUGUUGAGCUUGUGCAGAAUGGUCAACUUCCCAAGCCAAAAGAGAAGACUGGGUUCAAUAAAGUUAUACGUUUUAUGUGUACAUCAGGUGACAGAACUGUUAAACAGGCAACUUGUGUGUCUGGAAAAUGGUCACCAGAGAUUGAAUGUUCAGCUGAAGAGAGUGCAUGCCCACCUCCGCCUCAGCUUCCUGAUGCUCGACAGAUAAGCGUUGGAAGAAAUUACAAGAAUGGGAGUAAAAUAUCUUUUUCAUGUCUCAACGGUUUCCAGCUCAUCGGUGUAAAUGAAAUAACAUGUAUAGAAGGGAAAUGGCAAUCACCACCUUACUGUGUGGAAAGACCAUGUUUGCCACCGCGACCUGUAGAAUGUGCUGAUGUUCCUAGGCUGGAAAAUGAAAACUUAAAAGUUAAUAGAGAAGGGAAAACAUUUUAUCUGUCUGGUGCUAAAUUUAAGUAUGUUUCUCGUCCUGGAUACAAGUUCAAUGGACUAUCAGAGAUAACUUGUUCUAAGGGAAACUGGACUCCAGCUCCUGCAUACUUCAAAAUGCCAUGUGGAAGCAUUCCAAAAGUUGCCAAUGCUCAAACUGAAGGCAGAAACAAGGAAAUUUAUGAGCCUGGUGAAACAGUUCACUACCAGUGUGAUGCAGGGUUCCUGAUUUUUGGUCCUCCAGAAAUUAUUUGCAGGGAAGGAAACUGGACAGCACCGCCGUUCUGUGAAGAUGUUAGCUGUGGAGCUGCACCUGAAAUUCCCAAUGCUUAUAUUACAAGCACUCAGCAGGAGAGGUACCUGCCCGGUGCCAGACUGCAGUAUGAAUGUGAAAGCAAUUUCCAAAUGAUGGGUGGAAAUUAUGUCACUUGUACAAAUGGAGAGUGGUCCCAGGCACCAACCUGCAGAGAUGUGAGGUGUGACCCUCCUCCAGAAAUUGCCGGUGGUAAAGUUGAAGGUGUUAAAAAGUCAAGGUAUUUGCCUGGGGAAAGUGCUCACUAUCAGUGCUGGCAAGGUUUUGUGAUGGCUGGGGACUCCACCAUAUCGUGUCAGAAUGGGACCUGGACAAAGCUGCCAAAGUGCAAAGGGAAAGGUGGGAAAUGUGGCCCACCUCCAGUUAUUGAAAAUGGAGACCUUCUUUCCUUCCCUAUGCAAGAAUAUCCACAAGGUUCCAUUCUGGAAUACAAAUGCCCAAGUCUCUACGUCCUGGAAGGAUCUCAACAUAUCACCUGUACUGAUGGGCAGUGGACAAGCCCCCCAGUUUGCCUAGUGGCCUGUACAGCAUCUGAAGAAGUCAUGGCCAGAAACAAUAUUGUGCUGAAAUGGGUCGCAGCAAGAAAGCUGUAUUCCAGAUCGGGUGACUUUAUUGAGUUUCGGUGUAAAAGAGGAUAUAUGGAGGACCCAGCAUCUCUCCCUUUCCGAGCACAGUGUAUGAAGGGAACGUUAGAAUAUCCACACUGCAAGCCAGGAAAGAACUGUACAGUGCAUAAGAGGAUUAUGGAAAGGAACAAUAUUCAACUACAGUCAUCAAGCUGGUUGAGCACUUCCACCUAUUACACUGGGGAUUAUAUUCUCUUUGAAUGCAAACGGUGGUACCGACAAGUUUCACACCCUGAGAAAUUUAGAGCAGAGUGUCUGGAUGGAGCGAUUAAGUAUCCUACAUGUGAAUGUAAGAUAUUAAUAAAUGGCAGUGGCAUGAAGGAGCCCAGCUGCGGAAAUGAAAGAUCCCUCAACUGACCAGUGAUUGGAGCUCAGUUUUUCCUGGCCUGUCCUGUUUUGCUGUGCUUUGUUUGCAGUUUAGCCAGCGUUCUGUCUUGGAAUUUGUUACUGCUUUUUCUUUUUAUUAUUGGCUGCUUGUGUUUACAUUUUAUCCAUUUUCAUAAAUGUAUUUACAUUUUCUCCGUCUGAAUGGUUGUGCUUGCAUUUUAUCCAAUCUAUAUUGAUCUCACUGUUACUUUUAUUAACAAUUGUGUCCUGAAAUAGGGCUGGCUUUGGUGGCAUUCUGAGAUGAGAAUUAAAGCCUGCAGGUACUUUGAUCAUCAACAAGUGGCGUGUGUUUGGCCUUGUCUGCUCCUAGCUUCUUCUCCAUGCCCUUGCCUGGAAACUACCCUGGGGUCAUGGCAGAGGUGAGUGUCCUGACGGCCUGAUCAGGAUGAGUAAGCGAGCAGAGUCUCCUUUACACAACU
Athene cunicularia (burrowing owl) is the source of this 4166-nucleotide messenger RNA. RefSeq names its product complement factor H (gene CFH). Lineage: Eukaryota; Metazoa; Chordata; Aves; Strigiformes; Strigidae. The transcript has 22 exons. The coding region runs from base 79 to 3717 and encodes 1212 amino acids. The record is from RefSeq and is a predicted model, not a curated record.